AUGGAGAACCAAAACCCUCCUAAAAAGCCAAAACUUCGAUGGGACACCCCAAUGCGCCAAGCACUUUGUUGCAUCUACCGCUUCUUCCGAUGUGACAAGAAAGCAAAAGAAGAGAUCUUCUUCUCGAUGUUCCGAGACAAUCUGAGAAAACGUGGGAUCAAUCGGUUUAUUCCAGAUAGAACACUCCACGCACAGUGGAGCUGGAUGAGAAACACUGGCGACCUUGUCUGGUCUGAUGUUCAUCGAGACACUGAGUUCAGCAUGGACGGGAGAUGGAAGCAAAUUAUUCAGAGAAUCCAAUCUACGGCAGUCACUUUGCGUCUUCCUCUUCUCGAGAAGACAGAAGAUGACAUUGACACAACUCAAUGUGGGAUGCGAGUGACAAUGGCCUUAGGACCGAGAGCUGAGUCCCCUCCCGAGGCACCCCACCGAAUGCCGUUACCACUGCGCCAGCGAGAAGAGAAAAGGAGUCGUUAUUUUGCCGAAAGUGAGGACCAAAACAGCGAGAGCGCCACGAUGAGCGUCGGCCACAGCCAAGAACUGGUCGACCACCUGACAACCGACUCGCCGGUUGUCACCAGCCAUGGGAAGAAUUGUCUCUGGUGUAGCUAUGGGCUGACCAUUGACGAGGUGGAUGGUCUCAUUGACCAGAGCACCGUGGGAGCUCAAAAUCAAGAACACCAAGAAUAUGAAGAAACCCCAGAACUCUCAGAGCCCCAUGAGCUUCAAGAACGCCAAUAUUCCAGUGAGCAGCAUCAUGACCAAGGCCAAAAUCAACCCCACGGAAAAGGCCACCACCAUGACCAUGAUCUGGCCAUGCAAGGAGUUGCUCAUGAUAAAAUGCCACCGUUACUCUUUCGCUGGUCAAACCGUGACUCCCAAGGAGUCAACUCAAAGGCACGCUUUCUGGCGGGAGCUUUUCGUGAUUCUGAGUGGUUCGACCCGGAAAAUAUUCCCGAGAGCCGAUUUGAAAGCUUCUUUCGGAGUCAUGUAACCAAGGAGAAGGUCAGCACACCCUUUAUCUCCACAUUUCAGGCUCCAUUGGCGCCUUUGCACCGUGCGAUUGCCGGCCAAAACGGCGCGUUAUUGACCGUUAUCGACACGUCGAAGCUGAAGACUAAAGUAUUCUACGCUUGUCCGCUGGCAAUUCGGACGAGGACUUUAGUAAUCGGUGGCUGGAAAGGGUAUGGGGAGUACCUCAUAUGGGGUACUAUCCCAACGGAAGCAAUUGCUUACACUGUGGAGAUUAGCAGUCUCCAGCAAAUCGCACAGUCCCACCCGGAUAUCAAUCGCUUGCUCCAGCUUCCACUCAUUAGCAACGCCCCACGUUGCAAUGAUAAGCUGCGUGAGAUGCUGGCACUGAAAAGAAAGUCGACUUUCCAAUCUGGUCGAACGCUUGGAAAGUUACUGACUCUUCUCCAAGUGCCAGCGACCUACUGGGAGAACUUGGCGUAUGAAUUUGCCAAGGCAUGGGGCUGGAGACAAAAGAGAGAGAUCGAUCUUUUCCAGAACGGAGUUCGAACAGCACCACCAUAUCUGCCUGAGGAAUUGUCAGAUUCCGAAAGUGAGGCUGCAUGGCUCACGCCCCAAAAGACGCCUCGGCAGACCCCCCAAAAUAUGUAUCUCUCAUCUGACCGGGUCUCUGAUGCAGACUACGAGUUACCUGAUACCGACGAAGAGUCGGGAAGCACAUCUGAGUUGGAAGAACUGGCCGAGUCUCAAGAUAUCUCUAUGAGCGACAAGACGGAGACCGCAGAUGAUGAAAAGUUCUCAACACAUGAGACGUUGUCUAGUGGAAUCUUUCAUGAGGGAUAUGGCGGCGAAGACCCCUCCAACCGGGUAUACCAUCAAGAGGUGAUUGAUCUCACCUCUGAUAAUGAAGAUAGCAGUUCUCAGCAUGCAUUGCAGCAAAGCUGGCCGUCGGAUGACGAUCCACACAUGCAUCCAAAUACACCUACAAAGAGUCGUCUGCCGCAAUCGGACAAAAAGACCCCCCAUCAUUUUGUACUCAAUGGUCAAGUUGAUAUGGACUUCUUUGAGAAGGUCCGACGCUGGUCUUGGCGCGGCAAUUGA
Molecule: messenger RNA, 2073 nt
Organism: Penicillium concentricum
Lineage: Eukaryota; Fungi; Ascomycota; Eurotiomycetes; Eurotiales; Aspergillaceae
Exons: 1
Coding region: 1-2073 (690 amino acids)
Source: RefSeq, a predicted model, not a curated record